Messenger RNA from Penicillium manginii, 792 nucleotides. RefSeq lists its product as uncharacterized. The record is from RefSeq and is a predicted model, not a curated record. The transcript has a single exon. Lineage: Eukaryota; Fungi; Ascomycota; Eurotiomycetes; Eurotiales; Aspergillaceae. The coding region runs from base 1 to 792 and encodes 263 amino acids.
AUGAUCCAUUGUACGGUUCCUAUUGAUGGCAUCGUCGGAGCAUACACAGGCAACAGCUUCGCUGUACAAGCUAUGAUCGCCAGCCUGCUUGGAAUCGCCAUCUACAGCUCGUUAGAGCUGAUAGUGCUCAUAUUUUCAGUCUUCCGCAACUACCGUGGUCUAUACUUCUGGAGUCUACUAGUCUCCACAUCCUUGGGCGUUAUUCCUGAUGCGCUGGGCCUGCUCCUGAAGUACUUUAAGCUCGCGCCGAUCUGGAUCCCUGUUACGCUAUCGACGGCUGGAUGGUGUAUCAUGGUGACAGGCCAGUCGCUUGUUCUUUACUCAAGACUGUAUCUGGUUGCGCUCAAUACGACAGUGCUGCACUGGGCACUAGGGAUGAUUAUUUUCAACGCGAUCGUCUUCCAGAUUCCACAGAUCAUUGCCUCAUAUGGCGCGGUUUAUGACUGCCGUUCUCAUUUUCCGCAUUUUUUUAACAUCUGGGAGAAGGUGCAACUCACUAUUUUCUUUUUGCAGGAGAUCAUCAUAUCUACUUUGUUUAUUGUUCAGACCAUUAGGAUGCUGAGACUCUAUCCCGAGCGCAGUAAGCGCAGGAACAACAUUAUGUACCAGCUACUUGCGAUCAAUACGAUCAUCAUUUUGAUGGAUAUUGCGCUGCUGUCGCUAGAGUUCUCGGGUCAUUUUAUCACGCAGACCGUGUUGAAGUGCUUCUUUUAUACAGUCAAGCUCAAGUUGGAACUUGCCGUUUUAUCUCGCUUGGUCUCGUUUGUUGGGUCUCGGCCGCAGGUUGAGUAG